UAAAACAUGGCCUUUCUUGUGUUAGGGUUUAUGUAACUUCCUUUGCGAUUCAAAUAUCAGAACUCAGAAUUCAUGGCGGAUUGAAAUUUGAAGAAGAAGAAGUUCUUUGGUGUGAAUAGAAGAAAGAAAGAGAGUUGCAAUGGAAGAAGAGAUGUGUCCGCCAUUGCCGUUGAGUCUAUCUUCAACAACCGAAGUGGAAGAUUUCAGCCUAAAUUUCGCUUCAAUGUAUCAUUCAAUUUUCCCUCCAUUAUUAUCAUCCUCCUCUGUUCCAUCUUCUCUGUCAUUCACUCCCUCCCCCUCCUCCGCCGACGACGACCACAACCACCACUCCACCACCGUCGCCACUUCCACCACUGACGACCUCCUUUUUCAGGCCCGCCUCAUACUCCAACACCGUCACCUCCGUCACCGCCACGAUCUCUGCCUCCGCCGCCUCCAUCAAGUCGCUGAAGAUGCUGAUUAUCUCCGGCGGGAGAAUGCCCAGCUCCGGUUGGCCAAUGCCGAGCUCGUUAAGGUUAUUUCGUCGAAGUCGGUCGUUGACGAUCUCAUUUCAAUUCCGAAUUCCCAUCUCCGGUCUCUGAUUGGAGGCGACCAAAGUGGGGAAGAAAUUGGUUAUGAUAUAAUCAGUCCGACGAGUGUGAUUGGAAAAUACAAUGACCAGUUCGACGGAAGGAAUAAUCUCGGCCGGAUCUCUCUUCCGAAGAGCAUUUCCGUCCGCUCUCCUGCCGCCGCUUCAGUCAGCAUCCAAUCGCGUCCGGCAAGGACUCCAGUGAGCGAUGGUGGGAGCAGAAAGAGAGAAGUGGAGGCGACAGAAUGGGAGGUGUACAACCAAGGUAUGACCAAGACGGAGCUUUGCAACAAAUGGCAAGAAACCGGCGGCUGUCCUUACGGCGACCGUUGUCGAUUUGCUCAUGGACCUGAAGAGCUCCGACCGGUCAUGAGACACCCACGUUACAAGACACAAAUGUGUAGGAUGGUCCUCGCCAGAGAGAAGUGUCCUUAUGGUCAUCGGUGUCAUUUUCGCCAUUCUCUUAGCGAACAAUAAAAGACGAUGGCGACUGACAACAACCACAACAACACAGACAGAAAUCUACUUGAAGAAACGUAAUAAAAGAUCAGAAUUCAAUGAUAUUAGUACAAAUAAAAGGGAAAAAAAUUUACUUGCCUUUGCCUUUGUGUAGUGUAUAUAAUAAUGGCCUUAUAUAUAUAUAUUUGUUGUUGUUAUUAUUAUUAUUAUUUUGAUUUAUUUGUGUAAUGAUUUAAAUAUUUUUUUCCCUCUUUGGAAAUGAAUAUUAUAUAUGAUUCAAGUAUUGAAUUUGUACUGAUAUAGCAGAAAUAACAAAAAGAAUUAUGUAUGUAAA
Messenger RNA from Benincasa hispida (wax gourd), 1361 nucleotides. Its product is annotated as Zinc finger C-x8-C-x5-C-x3-H type family protein. Gene Ontology annotation, molecular function: metal ion binding; mRNA binding. Lineage: Eukaryota; Viridiplantae; Streptophyta; Magnoliopsida; Cucurbitales; Cucurbitaceae. The record is from RefSeq and is a predicted model, not a curated record.